This is a messenger RNA of Carassius carassius (crucian carp), 4327 nucleotides long. RefSeq names its product diacylglycerol kinase theta-like. Lineage: Eukaryota; Metazoa; Chordata; Actinopteri; Cypriniformes; Cyprinidae. The record is from RefSeq and is a predicted model, not a curated record. Gene Ontology annotation, biological process: intracellular signal transduction; lipid phosphorylation; diacylglycerol metabolic process. Gene Ontology annotation, molecular function: ATP-dependent diacylglycerol kinase activity.
UUGAAGCUCGUAUGUAUGUUUCCCUCUGGCCGGAGCUCUACUACAGGCGGAAGUUAUAGGCGCUUGUGUUGGUGAACAUCUCCCGUAAUGAGAAAGUGAAAAGCAGCCUAAAUGAUAAACAGCAGGCGUUUGUGACGAUUUUAACAUCACAUUUAUGUGGUGGCUUUAUUUUCUCUUCUUGCAUUCACAGACUGCUGGUUAUCGUCAGUAAAGGCAGACUGGAAUAAUAAUUAAGUUUGAUGUCUGCUCAGAUGGUCAGAUCGUGAAGCUCUCACAGUAACUAACACAGGCGGGAGCAGGAGAAGAAACAUUCACUUUAUUCAGCGAUGACUCGGGUUGGGUUUAACAUAACUGCUAAAUCACGUAGGUGACUUCCACAACAGUUAACCUAGUGGAGCCUUUUAUCUAUCUUGGCGUUUUGCACUGGAUUUACAUUGUAAGUGACAGAGAUGGCAGACAGCGAUCGGGUGAAGCACGACAGCUCGAGCUCGAGCCCCGGACCCAGGAGGAAAAGGACGCAGCAGUCGCCCGGUUCAAAGGCGCGGUACUCGGUUAACGCUCCCGGACACCGCUUUCGGAGAGUGACCCUGACCAAACCGACCUUCUGCCAUCACUGCAGCGACUUCAUAUGGGGGAUUGUCGGGUUUGUUUGUGAAGUGUGUAACUUCAUGUCACAUGAGAAGUGUUUGAAGCAUGUCAGGACCGUGUGUUCCUGUAUGGCUCCCACACAAGUUCGGGUUCCUGUAGCGCACUGCUUCGGUCCCGCCGGUCAGAAGAAGAGGUUCUGCUGUGUUUGCCGGAAGCAUCUGGAAGGUAGUCCGGGUCUGCGCUGUGAAGUGUGUGAGCUACACGUGCACAGCGACUGUAGCCCGUUCAGCGUUAGCGACUGUCGUGUCUGCCACCAAGAUGGAGGGCAAGAUGUUGACACGUUCCAGCACCACUGGCGGGAGGGGAACAUGUCCUCAGGGGCCCGCUGUGAGGUGUGUCGUCGCACCUGCAGUUCUUCGGACACCCUCGCUGGCAUGAGAUGCGAGUGGUGCGGUGUUACCGCACAUGCAUCAUGUUACAUAAUCAUCCCCCCAGAGUGUGGCAUGGGACGGUUGCGGAACAUGAUUCUUCACCCCAGCUGUGUGCGGAUCUGCUCGCGGAACUUCAGCAAAAUGCACUGUUACAGAAUCUCGGAAAAUUCCCAACACAGCGAGAUGGAUAACCUGGAUGAUGUCGAUACUCAGAGUCCAGUAACUUCAAAGGAAACUCAGUCUAUGGGAUCACCUGACACGGGUAAACAGACGCUGAAAGUGUUCGAUGGCGACGAUGCAGCGAAGCGGAAUCAGUUUCGUUUGGUUUCAAUCCCUCGAAUAAUCAAGAAUGAGGAAGUAGUGGAAGCAUCGCUCAGAGCAUUCUACAUCCCAGAUGAACCGCAGGAUUACGAGCUACAGAGUUACAGCCAACAGGGCCUGUUUAAAGAUGACAUCAUCAACCGUAACGGCUUGCCAGACAACAAGUCCGUUUUUAAGGAUACAGUGUCUGAUUCUUGGCUGCUCAGAUCAAAACCCAGAGAAGUGGAAGUGGUGAAGAUUUAUCCCGGCUCGCUCAAGGUUGGAGUCAUCUCCGUUACCGCUGGGAAAAGCAACACAGUAGAAUCAAUCUUAAAGGAAGUGCUCUCACAAAUAGGAAAACAGAAUGAAAACCCUGCUGACUUCAACCUUGUAGAAGUUUUCAUGAGCAGCAAACAAGUGCAACGGCAAGUCCUCAGCGGUCAGGAGAUUUUACUGGACAAACUGCAGGAGAUACGGAAGACAUCGUUGCGACAGAUGAAUCAGACACGGUUUUACAUCGAGGAAAGCAGGAAUCGAGUGGCACAAGUCAAUCUACUCUUGGGAGGCUUUCCAACACAGCUUGACAGAGAGGAAUACACAAACCUGCUCUCCGAACACCUCGCAGUCAAAAGUCAUUUGGUCACCAUCACUCACGUGUACUCUGGACAAGGUGCAGUGGUUCUGCAGAUCAGCUGUUUCUCAGAGGCGGAGAGGAUUUACAUGCUGGCCAAAGACACAAGCAUCAGCGGCAAACAGCUCUUCUCACUUGUCAUACCUGAGAUCAUGCAAAGCAAGCUGGCCAAAGGAAGUAGCCCCCUGCUAGUCUUUGUCAAUCCUAAAAGUGGUGGAUUAAAGGGCAGAGAGAUCUUAUACAGUUUCCGGAAACUACUAAACCCUCACCAAGUGUUUGAGCUGACCAGCGGAGGACCACUUCCUGGGUUGCACACGUUCAGGGACGUCCCUCACUUUCGUAUCUUGGUUUGUGGAGGAGACGGCACAGUGGGAUGGGUGCUGGGGGUUCUGGAGUCCAUCCGGCACAAAAUCACCUGUCGAGAGCCAGCAAUCAGCAUUAUACCAAUGGGCACCGGGAACGAUCUGGCUCGGGUGUUGCGAUGGGGGCCAGGCUACAGCGGCGAGGACCCCUACAACAUCCUGCUGUCUGUGGACGAGGCAGAGGAAGUGCAAAUGGACCGCUGGACAAUUCUUCUGGAUGCACAGGAAUUGACAGAGGAUGGCGAAGUGAAUGGCUUCCUUGAGCCACCCAAGAUUGUGCACAUGAAUAAUUAUUUUGGGCUGGGAAUUGACGCUGAGCUGAGUCUGGACUUUCAUCAUGCACGUGAGGAGGACCCAGACAAGUUUAAUAGCAGGUUCCACAAUAAAGGUGUGUACGUAAAGGUGGGCCUGCAGAAGUUGAGUCACACACGAAACCUUCAUAAAGACAUCAGCCUGCAGGUGGACAGACAGGACUUGGAACUGCCCAGUAUAGAGGGACUGAUAUUCCUCAACAUUCCCAGCUGGGGUUCUGGUGCUGACCUGUGGGGCUCAGACAGUGACUCUCGGUUUGAGCGGCCCAGGAUAGACGAUGGGAUGCUGGAGGUUGUGGGAGUUACUGGGGUUGUGCACAUGGGUCAGGUUCAGAGUGGGCUGCGCUCUGGGAUUCGUCUCGCUCAGGGCAGCUACAUUCGUAUCAGUGUGAACAAACCCAUUCCAGUGCAGGUGGAUGGAGAACCCUGGAUACAAUCACCUGGACAGAUCAUCAUCUCUGCUGCGGGACCAAAGGUGUGCAUGCUGAGAAAGUCCAAGGCCAAGCAGAAGAAACAAUCAGGCAGUUUGAAGGAAGGCAGUCCAGCUCCCAGUGACGGUGGGCAGUGACAAAGCGCACAAACAUUUCAUUGACAGCCCUUUACUGUCAACUUGACAACAUUUCUUUUAGUCUGUGCUCUGUUCUUUGUUACGUUCUGGGUUGGUAUCAAUGCUACUUUAAUUACUUUAGCUGAUGUAUUCCGUAUUACACUGACAUCUCUAUCAUCUCAUAGUCAAUAGCGGUCAAACCCUGUCUGACAAUAGCACUGCAGUCUGUUACUCAGGACUUUAGCUGCCCUCAGCCUGGUUUUGCCUUAGAUUCAAACUGGUGUAGAUAUAUAUAUAUUUUUUUUUUGAUUGCCAAACUGCAUCUUGUUUUCAAAGGGGAUAUUGUCUUAAAGUAGUCACUGAAAGGCUACAGCGCAUAUUAAUAAGCAACCAGUAGUUAAUCACAUCGUGUGCAUCACAAAUGCCAUAAAAUACACUUUUGUGAACAUCACCAAGUUAUGAUCAUUACUCAUUACACCAUAUGGUGGCCUUUUUGGUUUAUGGUACAUACUGUGACUCACCUGGUCAUUUUUCAUCUUUAUAAUUAUUACCUUUAAUGUCUUACUCGAAGUUUAUUUGCAAUAGCAGCCCUUUAGUAGCUUUCUACAAGUAUCUGAACCAAAUAAAUGCAGUAUAAAUGUACAAACAACUCCAUUAAGAGCACAUUUGAUUGUAUAAGUGUGUCAGGGAGAGAUUGUUGUCUUUGUAUUUCAGUUUUGUAGCUUUCUCAGCUGUGAGACUGUAGGCGCAAUCAUGCGCCUCACCAAAACGUGCGUAAACAAAUUUGGCGUCAUCACAGCCGUUUUGUAAAAGGCGGAUGAAUAUUAAUAGCUUUUCGAACAUGUGUGGUACCGAAAAAUACUGUGAAAGAGUUGUGGAUUUUAUGAAGGAUGCAUGUUUGUAAAUUCCCUGCGAUGUUUGUGGACACAUGCACCACUUUUGGUGUUAAUCGUAAUAUAAUGGCGUAUGAUACUUGAUAAAACACAUUCCAUGCAAGAUCACGUAGCAUAUGUGGUAUUUAACAUGGUGCCAGUUAGUGUAACUGGAUAUAUGAACCUUUAAGCCAACAUAGCUUUAUCAUGUUCUGGUGAAAGCAUUGAUUUGUAAGUAAAUACAUUUGUUACUGUUUCUGACAUAGUCGUGUAAAGUUACUCAUC